Delphinapterus leucas (beluga whale) is the source of this 3016-nucleotide messenger RNA. RefSeq names its product serine protease 53 (gene PRSS53). Lineage: Eukaryota; Metazoa; Chordata; Mammalia; Artiodactyla; Monodontidae. The record is from RefSeq and is a predicted model, not a curated record. Gene Ontology annotation, biological process: proteolysis. Gene Ontology annotation, molecular function: serine-type endopeptidase activity.
UGGGCCCGGGCUCAAUUCUUGGUAGGGGAACUAAGAUCCCACUGCGAGCUGCGCAGUGCAGCCAAAAAAAAUUAAUUAAUUAAUUAAUUAAAAUGGCGUAGUAUUUGCGUAUAACCUACACACACCCUCCCAUAUACUUUAAGAUAUACUUUUAAGUCAUCUCUAGAUUACUUAUAAUAUUUAAUACAAUGUAAAUAGUUGUAAAUACAAUGUGAAUGCUAGGUAGCUAGUUGUUGGUAAGCAGUAAACUCAAGUUUUGUUUUUUGGAACUUUCUGGAUUUUUUUUCUUUUUUUUUUUGGAUCUGCAGUUGGUUGAAUCUGCAGAUGUGGAACCUGUGGAUACAGAGGGCUGACUGUAUAUCUUGAUGAGGAGAUUGAGGUUCAGAGAGGCUAAGUAAUUUGCCCAAGAUCACACAGCUAGUUUGGGGGAGGCGGUUAGGGAGCCCUCAGGACUUGAAUUCACCAGGGCCAUAUGGCUCUGGUGUCUAUGUUCUUAACCGGAGCCACAGCUGCCUCUGGGUUGGGGUCAGAGUCCCUGAACAGUCUGGUCUGUUCUGAGUUAGAAGUCAGGAAGAGGAAAAGGAUGCAUCCUGAGUGUUCCUCCCUCCUAAUUGAGUCUUCCAACACCUGUUAGGAAGGUGGGCACCAUGUAACCCUGUUUCCCGGGAAGGUAGCAGAGAGGCAUUGAGAUUUGCUAGUCUCGUAGCCAGCAAGAAGCAGACAGCCUGGCCCCUUGACACCUAGCCCUGUACACCCUGCCUCUGAAUCAAAAUAGGAGAAGAUAAAUGAAACCCAUUUGGACCCAGGCCUGGGAGGGAAGCUGAAAUGAAGAGUGAGAACUGGGGAAGGCCUGCCCACCAUGCCCUUCACCUGUUCCAGUAGGACAGCUCCCACGCUUGGGAGCAAGUUUACUCUGCUAGGCUUCGGUCUAAGCAAUUUUACACUCAACAGUUUGGAGUUUUUCAGUCAAGGCACAAAUGGGCUAACUGUCCAAGGUCACUCAAGUGUUAGGGGGAACUGGGAUUUGAACCCAGGCAGUGUGGCCAAGGCUGAGGCCCAGGGAGAGGCGGUGAACAGCCCAGGGUCACACAGCCACAGCCCCAGAGCUGGAAACUGCUGGCUCCCUUCCAGCCCAGGAAAAGCAAUGACUCCUGACUCCUGACUCCUAGCAAGUUGGGGGUGGAGCUAGGGAGACCCAGGUGGCUUCUAGGAGAACCAGAGCACAGGCGGCAGAGUGGCUUGGAGCAGCAUGAAGGGGAGCUGGGGACUGAGGCUGCUCAUCCUGGGAGCCGUGGUCCUCAUAGAGGGUCUUCAAGCAGCUCAGCAUGCAUGCGGGCAGCGUGGCCCUGGCCCCUCCACACCUCAGGAGGGCAACACGGUGCCUGGCGAGUGGCCGUGGCAGGCCAGUGUGAGGAGGCAGGGGGCCCACAUCUGCAGCGGGUCCCUGGUGGCGGACAGCUGGGUCCUCACUGCGGCCCACUGCUUAGAAAAGGCGACAGUCAUGGAACUGCACUCCUGGUCAGUUGUCCUGGGUUCUCUGAAGCAUGAGGGGCUGAGCCCAGGGGCUGAGGAGGUGGGGGUGACGGCUCUGCUGCUGCCCAGGGACUAUAAGCACUACAGCCAGGGCUCGGACCUGGCCCUGCUACGGCUCGCCCACCCCGUGGCCCACACACCCCUCUGCUUGCCUCAACCUGCCCAUCGCUUCCCCUUUGGGACCUACUGCUGGGCCACUGGCUGGGAUCAGGACAAUGACGUUCCCAGGGCCCUACGGAAUAUACACCUGCGUCUGAUCAGCCGCCCCACGUGUAACUGUCUCUACAACCGCUUGCACCAGCGGCUGCUGGCCAGCCCGGCCCGGCCUGAGAUGCUGUGUGGAGGUCCCCAGCCCGGGGUGCAGGGGCCCUGUCAGGGAGAUUCCGGGGGCCCCGUGCUGUGCCGCGAACCUGACGGACACUGGGUUCAAGCUGGGAUCAUCAGUUUUGCAACAGACUGCGCCCAGGAAGACACUCCGGUGCUGCUGACCGACGUGACUGCUCACAGCUCCUGGCUCCAGGCUCAGGCUCAGGGGGCAGCCUUCGUAGCCCAGGACGCUGAGACCCCAGAGAUCAGUGAUGAGGACAGCUGUGUAGCCUGUGGAUCCUUGAGGAGAGAAGGGCCCCAGGCAGAAGCUCCCUCCCCACGGCCCUGGGACGCCAGGCUGAAGCACCAAGGGAAGCUGGCCUGUGGCGGAGCCCUGGUGUCCGAGGAGGUGGUGCUGACUGCUGCCCACUGCUUCACUGGGCGCCAGACCCCAGAGGAAUGGACUGUAGGCCUGGGGGCCGGACCAGAGGAGCGGGGCCUGAAGAAAGUCAUCCUGCAUGGGAUGUAUAGCCACCCAGAGGGGGGCUAUGACGUGGCCCUCCUGCUGCUGGCCCAGCCCGUAACACUGGGCUCCAGCCUGCGGCCCCUCUGCCUGCCCUACGCGGACCACCACCUGCCUGAUGGGGAACACGGCUGGGUCCUGGGGCUAGCCCGCCAAGGAGCAGGCACCAGCUCCCCUCAGACAGUGCCUGUGACCCUCCUGGGGUUCAGGGCCUGUAGCCGCCUGCACACAGCCCUUGGGAGUGACAGAACCCCCAUUCUGCCACGGACGAUGUGCACCAGUGCUGUGGGUGAGCCGCCCAGCUGUGAGGUCCUGUCGGGGGCACCGCUGGUGCAGGAAGUGAGGGGCACAUGGUUCCUGGCUGGGCUGCACAGCUUCGGAGAUGCCUGCGAAGGCCCGGCAAGGCCUGCCAUCUUUACAAUGCUCCCCACCUAUGAGAACUGGGUCAGCAGUUUGGAAUGGCGGGUCUACUUCGCUGAGGAGCCAGGGCCUGAGGCCGAGCCUGAAAGCUGUCCGGCUAACAAAGAGUACGUGGCCCUGGGCCCUUGUGCCAACACUGCCUCCGCAGACACCUUCUCUCUCGACCUGGGGCAGGACAGGGCAGGGUCUGGCCUGACCCACCUCUAGCUGCCCUGGGUGGAGUGGAGCAGUGGA